AUGUCAGAACAACUCAGACAAACAUUUGCUAAUGCUAAGAAUGAAAACAGGAACGCCCUGGUCACAUUUAUGACGGCAGGUUACCCAACAGUCGAAGACACUGUUCCCAUUCUCAAGGGUUUCCAAGACGGUGGUGUGGAUAUCAUCGAAUUGGGUAUGCCCUUCUCUGAUCCAAUUGCUGAUGGUCCUACAAUUCAAUUAUCUAACACUGUUGCCUUACAAAAUGGUGUUACCUUACCCCAAACUCUUGAAAUGGUCUCCCAAGCUAGAAAUGAAGGUGUUACUGUACCUAUCAUCCUAAUGGGUUACUAUAACCCUAUUCUAAACUACGGCGAAGAGAGGUUUAUCCAGGACGCUGCUAAGGCCGGUGCUAACGGUUUUAUCAUCGUCGAUUUGCCACCGGAGGAGGCGUUAAAGGUCAGAAAUUACGUCAAUGAUAACGGCCUAAGCUUGAUUCCGCUAGUGGCGCCUUCUACCACUGAUGAAAGAUUGGAAUUGCUAUCGCAUAUUGCCGAUUCGUUUGUCUACGUUGUAUCCAGAAUGGGUACUACUGGUGUUCAAAGUUCUGUGGCCAGUGAUUUGGAUGAACUCAUCUCUAGAGUCAGAAAGUACACCAAGGAUACACCCUUGGCCGUUGGGUUCGGUGUCUCUACAAGAGACCAUUUCCAAUCAGUUGGUAGUGUUGCGGACGGUGUAGUAAUUGGUUCCAAAAUCGUCACAUUAUGUGGAGAUGCUGCAGAGGGCAAGAGAUAUGACGUUGCUAAAGAAUAUGUAGAGGGUAUUCUAAAUGGUGCCAAGCAUAAGGUUCUGUCCAAGGACGAAUUUUUCGCCUUUCAAAAGGAAUCCUUGAAGUCCGCAAACGUCAAGAAGGAAAUAUUAGAUGAAUUUGAUGAGAACCACAAGCACCCUAUUAGAUUUGGGGAUUUUGGUGGCCAAUAUGUUCCAGAAGCUCUCCAUGCAUGUCUAAGAGAGUUGGAGAAAGGUUUUGAUGAGGCCGUCGCUGAUCCCACCUUCUGGGAAGACUUUAAAUCUUUGUAUUCCUAUAUCGGUCGUCCUUCUUCAUUACAUAAAGCUGAGAGAUUGACCGAACAUUGUCAAGGUGCUCAAAUCUGGUUGAAGAGAGAAGAUCUUAACCAUACGGGGUCUCACAAGAUCAAUAAUGCCUUAGCACAAGUUCUUUUAGCUAAGAGAUUAGGAAAGAAGAACGUUAUUGCCGAAACCGGUGCUGGUCAACACGGUGUUGCCACUGCCACUGCAUGUGCUAAGUUUGGCUUAACAUGUACUGUGUUCAUGGGUGCAGAAGAUGUUCGUCGCCAAGCUUUGAACGUCUUCAGAAUGAGAAUUCUUGGUGCCAAGGUUAUUGCUGUUACUAAUGGUACAAAGACUCUAAGAGACGCUACUUCAGAAGCAUUCAGAUUUUGGGUUACUAACUUGAAGACCACUUACUAUGUUGUCGGUUCCGCCAUUGGUCCUCACCCAUAUCCAACCUUGGUCAGAACUUUCCAAAGUGUCAUUGGUAAGGAAACUAAGGAACAAUUUGCCGCCAUGAACGAUGGUAAAUUACCUGACGCUGUUGUUGCAUGCGUUGGGGGUGGUUCCAACUCUACAGGUAUGUUUUCGCCAUUUGAGCAUGAUACUUCCGUUAAGCUAUUGGGUGUGGAAGCCGGUGGUGAUGGUGUAGAUACAAAGUUUCACUCUGCUACUUUAACUGCUGGUAGACCUGGUGUCUUCCAUGGUGUCAAGACUUAUGUCUUGCAAGACAAUGAUGGUCAAGUCCAUGAUACUCAUUCUGUUUCUGCUGGGUUAGAUUACCCAGGUGUUGGUCCAGAAUUGGCAUAUUGGAAAUCCACUGGGCGUGCUCAAUUCAUUGCAGCUACUGACGCCCAAGCUCUGCUCGGUUUCAAAUUACUGUCUCAAUUAGAAGGUAUUAUUCCUGCUUUAGAAUCCUCUCAUGCUGUUUACGGUGCUUGUGAAUUGGCCAAGAAGAUGAAGCCUGAUCAACAUUUGGUCAUCAAUAUUUCUGGUAGAGGUGAUAAAGAUGUCCAAAGUGUCGCUGAAGUCUUGCCGAAAUUAGGCCCAAAGAUUGGUUGGGAUUUGAGAUUCGAAGAAGACCCAUCUGCUUAA
Messenger RNA from Saccharomyces paradoxus, 2124 nucleotides. It is a transcript of the gene TRP5, whose product is annotated as tryptophan synthase TRP5. Gene Ontology annotation, molecular function: tryptophan synthase activity. The record is from RefSeq and is a predicted model, not a curated record. Gene Ontology annotation, cellular component: cytoplasm. Gene Ontology annotation, biological process: L-tryptophan biosynthetic process. The transcript has a single exon. Bases 1 to 2124 code for a protein of 707 amino acids. Lineage: Eukaryota; Fungi; Ascomycota; Saccharomycetes; Saccharomycetales; Saccharomycetaceae.